AUGCAACGAAUUUUUGCCGAUAUUUACCGUUUUAGUCGUUGCGGACAUCACUCGCGGACACAGAGACUGAGCCGAUCAGUGACCACAACAACAACACCAUCAGCAGCCAUGAGAUCAUCAUCUGAAGACAUGCAUCAGAUCCACGGCCGGCUAUAUCUGGGCAACAUCGCGGCCGCCCGUAACCAUCAGGAGCUCCGGCAGCGAAACAUCGGCACAGUAUUGACAGUAAUGCAAAGCCGUAUACCCGACGACGACCGGCACCACCGACUCGACUACCAUUGGAUCGACGCCGAAGACCGGCCCGAAGAGGACCUGUUGACAGAGUUCCCCAAAGCGUUCGACAUCAUUGACCAGUCACUGAAGUCGGGCGCCGGUAUUCUCGUCCACUGUAAGGCCGGUGUGAGCAGAUCCGCGACGAUUGUCAUCAGUUAUCUGAUGCGCGCUCAGCGCAAGACAUACAAAGACGCCAUGGAUUUGGUUCAGUCCAAGCGUGACAUCGUUGGCCCGAACCAUGGCUUUCGGGAUCAGCUCCGGCUGUACGAGUGGAUGGGCUGUCGACUGAACGCCAACGACCGCCGCUUUCGACACUAUCUGCUCCAGACUUGCGUCUGGUAUUACUUCUGUUCCCUUCGCGAGUACUUUGAGCUCUUGUCCGGAGCCGAGAAAGUGGUCGGCGAUGAGUUGGCCACCGGUCAGCGGUACCAGUGCUCCGGUCGCGGCUGCUCUCAACCGCUCUUCGCCGAUAUCAAUGUGAUCCGCAACGACAGCACCGCCGACAAAGUCUGUGGCCGUGUGUUUGUGGAGCCCCGGCCGUGGAUGCGAGAGUUGUCCGCACCCACCGAUCCCGACGCGUCCGAAGUGGCCAUCAAGUGUCCCAACUGUGCCCGAGUGGUGGCCAAAGUGAUCACCCGUCGGACGCCCCUCCGGUGCAAGUGUGCCGACCAUAAGGGCUCGCAUUGGCUGAAGAUCCAGAUGUUGGACCAGUCGUUCAAAAAGUCAUCGACGAUAGCAAACAAUGCAAACAGAAGUUAA
Medioppia subpectinata is the source of this 1032-nucleotide messenger RNA. The record is from the annotation of a GenBank genome assembly. Lineage: Eukaryota; Metazoa; Arthropoda; Arachnida; Sarcoptiformes; Oppiidae.